Gastrolobium bilobum is the source of this 747-nucleotide messenger RNA. Its product is annotated as fasciclin-like arabinogalactan protein 13. The record is from RefSeq and is a predicted model, not a curated record. Bases 1 to 747 code for a protein of 248 amino acids. NCBI's taxonomy places the organism in Eukaryota, Viridiplantae, Streptophyta, Magnoliopsida, Fabales, Fabaceae. The transcript has a single exon.
AUGGCUUCAACACCUCUUGCACUCGUUCUUCUCACUCUCACAACCUUCCUCUUCCACCUCACUCCUCAAAUCCAAGCCCAAAAAGCCACAGCCCCUGCACCAGCUCCCUCCGGCCCCGUCAACCUCACCGCAAUCCUCGAAAAAGGUGGCCAAUACACCACCUUAAUCCGCCUCCUAAAGGACACACAACAAAUCACCCAAAUCCAAAGCCAACUCAACUCAACUUCAGAGGGUUUCACAGUCUUCGCUCCCACCGACAAUGCCUUUCAGAAUCUCAAAUCUGGUGCCAUAAACGACCUCACAGACGAGCAGAAAGUGCAGCUUAUUCUAUACCAUGUAACACCUAAGUAUUACUCUCUGUCUGAUCUAUUAACAGUGAGCAACCCUGUGAGGACACAAGCUUCUGGAAGUGAAGGGUCUUGGGGACUCAACUUCACUGGCCAAGGAAACAACCAAGUGAAUGUUUCAACUGGUGUGGUUGAGACCUCAAUCAACAACGCAUUGAGGCAACAGUUUCCUUUGGCUGUUUAUCAAGUGGACAAGGUUUUGUUGCCAUUGGAACUUUUUGGAGCUAAGUCUCCAGGAUCAGCUCCAUCUCCUAAGACACCCAAAACUCCCUCUGAAAUCCCAAGCGUUGUUAAGGGUAGUGGAGCUCCAUCGCCUUCAGCUAAUGGUGCAGCUGAGAGGAAUGUGGCUUGGGGUUUGGUUGUUGGGCUUGGGUUGAUUUGCAUGGAAGCGCUCUCUUAG